This is a messenger RNA of Bacillus rossius redtenbacheri, 833 nucleotides long. RefSeq lists its product as uncharacterized. Lineage: Eukaryota; Metazoa; Arthropoda; Insecta; Phasmatodea; Bacillidae. The record is from RefSeq and is a predicted model, not a curated record. The transcript is spliced from 5 exons. Bases 45 to 614 code for a protein of 189 amino acids.
CGCCAUUCAUAGGCGGUUCAUAAAAUUAAAAGCACGGGUGAACCAUGCAGCUACUACCUGUGCUGCUCCUGGCGACGAGAGCCCUCACUAGCGCCGCAAGCAGCGCAGCAGACGGCGGCCGAGUGCUCGUGUACCCCGACCAGGGCGGCCUCCACAAGCUGGUGAUGGGCGUCAGCGUGCCCGUGGGGAUGGCCGAGAAGCUCCUGUCGUGGGCAGUGAACCUCCAGUUCCAGUACCAGCUGCCGCAGAACGUGUCCGAGAUCAGGCAGAGUCCGCGCGCGCCGGAGAGGGACUGGCCCGCCGACACGUGGCUGACCAGGCGACACCUUUACCGGGCUCUGGAGGAGCACCUCGACAGGAACGAGGUAGAUGGGCGCGCAUGCGUGCUGCGCACUGUGUGUCAAGUAGCGGAGGCACCUCUGCAUCACAACGGACUGCUGGGGGAGCUUCUGCACGUCUUCUUCACGCCUGCAGGAGACGGCCCAGAGAUCCUGGACGAGUACCGCAGCGCGCAGGACGCUGGCGUGUCCUCGGGCGCGGACUGCCACGACCUGUACCCGGACUGCUCGCCCGGACACGGCCUCUUGGACCUCGUCGCCUACGACUCCCCGUGACGGCCGUGCACCGUGCAACAUUUUUGUGUGCCGUUUGGAUCGUAUUACGCUUUUCUUGUUAGAUUAUCAUGUCCUCGAUUGUCAACUUUACGUUUUUUCUUGUAGAAAUGAGAAUGAAAAGCGCACUGUGAAAAAAAAAAUUGUUAAUGUUACCAUGAUUAGUUUUAAAAAUGUCUUUGUAACGACAAUUAGUGGUGUAAAUAAAAUAUUUUGCCUGUA